CCAUCGCCUUGGCCGCGGCCAGCUGUGCGCUCGGCAACUCAUGGAGCUGGCGGCUUGGACGGCGCCCGUUGUUCGCUGCUGAAAGUCAACUCGACCUGGUGCUGGGGCCAUGCUGAGCUGAGGCACGCCGGCCCGCGCACGUCAAAAUCUUGGCCCAGUCGCCCGCCGUUGUCGGCAGCCUCCGAUGCCGAAUUGAUGCUCAUCCCCGGAAGACGUCACCCCCGGAAGAGCAAGAAGUAGUGAUUGAAGAGGAGAUGACAAUGAGCACCAAGGGCCACUCGCGGUGCCACGGGCACAGGCGGCAGGAGUCGAAUGUGUCCAUGUACGCCAUGACGGGCCUCUACUCGGCCAGCGAUGACGACGACCACCUAGACAGGAAGAAGCCCAGUCAGAGCCUUGGUGAUCUCACCUGGCUGCCGCCCGCAUCACCGCCUGUACACACAAUAGAAAAAGAGAGGCAUUUGCCCGCGAGUCCGCCAGUUCCUGCCAUUGUGGUUCCACCCUUACCGCCUCCCACGGAAUUUAAAGACUGCGGCUUUUUGUCCUGUCGACCGUCAGGCCUUCAGCGGUUCGCCAGCAUCAAGGUUUUUGUACUUUUGCUGUCCGUGCUGGUGACGCUGCAGCAGGCGUUGGCGUCUGGCUACAUUAGCUCGGUGAUCACCACAAUUGAAAAAAGGUUCGAAAUACCAUCAAGCCACUCGGGCCUCAUUGCCUCUUCCUACGAAAUUGGCAACGUCUUCACCGUGAUCUUCGUCAGCUACUUGGGCAGUCGGAAGCACAUCCCGAUCUGGAUCGCCAUAGGCUCACUGGUAAUGGGCAUCGGCUCCAUGGUGUUUAUGGUGCCGCACUUCUACGCCGAGCCUCAUCUCGCCGACGGCAACAGCGGCUCGAGUAAUGCAUCGGAAAAUAUUUGCCAGCGCGUGUCGGUGCGAGAGCAGGACAUGGGUCUCGGAGUUCUUUCAUCGGCUGGCCUUUCUUCACCAGCACUGUCACCUGGCUCCAGGGUGGACAACUGCAUCAUGUCCACGCCUUCAACCACCGGGCCAGUGCUGAUUUUCCUUUUUGCCCAGUUCCUACUUGGCUGCGGCGGCUCGCCGCUCUUCACUCUCGGCACCACCUACAUCGACGAUCACGUCCACCCCGAGAGUUCCGCCAUUUACAUCGGCAUCAUGUACAGCAUGGCUGCCUUUGGUCCUGUCUGCGGCUUCCUUCUGGGCGCAUACCUUCUCUCCUUCCACAUGGACUCGCUCUCCAGCGUGCCUGUUCUCAUUGAUCCUGGAGAUCGUCGUUUCGUGGGCAUGUGGUGGGGCGGCUUCUUCCUGUGCGGAGUGCUUCUGCUAGUCCUGUCGCUGCCCUUCAUGCUAUUCCCCAAGACCUUGCGGCGCGAGAAGGAGAGGGUGAGACUGCAGCAAAAGACGGCGGCAGCCAUCACGGCCGGCGGCGAGGAGAAAGUAAAUUUGGUCAGCAACGGAGACAUUGGCACUGCACCGAGGAACAGUGUCGCCGAGCAAGGAGACAAGAAGAAUAAUGCCAAAGAUGCUAGUUGCUGUUUUAAGGCAAUGGAAUUUGUGUUUGCUGUUAAGAGGUUGCUGUGCAACCCCAUAUACAUCGUGACUUGCCUGGGCGCUUGCAUGGAGCUGGCCAUCGUGUCUGGAUUUGUGGUCUACCUGCCCAAAUACCUCGAGACCCAGUUUAGCCUCGGCAAGAGCCAAGCCAGCGUUUUCACUGGUGGGAUUGCGGUACCGGGCGCGUGCAUUGGGAUCUUCUUAGGCGGUUGUGUGCUCAAGAGGCUACAGCUUAAGCCUAAGGGGCUGGUCCAGUUCGUGCUUUUCUCCAACAUUUUGUGCUUGUCGUUGUACGCGCUCCUCUUCUUCUUAGGCUGUGAUAAUGUCAAAAUGGCUGGCACUACAAUGCCUUAUUUUAACAGCUCCAAAACGGAGCCCUUCCAAGUGAACCUGACGGCGUCCUGCAACUUCGGUUGCGAGUGUCCCACGUCGGACGUGGAGCCUGUGUGUGGAAACAACGGUCUCACCUACUUCAGUCCCUGCCACGCGGGCUGCACAGCCUUCUCGUCGCGCUCAAAUUACACAAACUGCGCCUGCAUCCUGGGCAACAUGAGCAGCAUCAUUACGUCCAACUCUGCCCAGUUUGCCGAGGUCACCAUGGUGCCGGUGGCGACUGCGGGGCCGUGCAACUCGCCCUGCCAAACCAUCUUCCCGUUUUUGAUCCUGCUCUUCUUCAUGACCUUCCUCGUUGCCCUCACACAGAUGCCUCUGCUAAUGAUCGUGCUCAGGUCGGUCAAAGAAGAAGAACGAGCAUUCGCUCUUGGCGUCCAGUUUGUAAUCUUCAGGCUCUUUGGGUACAUCCCAGCACCCAUCCUUUUUGGAAACCUGAUUGACUCUACUUGUCUGCUGUGGAAAAACACCUGCGGAGAAAAGGGUGGCCGGUGCCUACUUUACGACAUUGAAAUGUUUCGAUACAAAUAUGUCGGAAUCUGUGCAAUUAUUAAAGUCGCAGCUUUGAUUUUAUUCCUGAUCGACUGGCACCUAGUCAGAAAGAGACAAUCUCUGGAUAAGCAGGGGCAGCCUAUCGGGAUCGGGGAAAUUAUCGGCUCCAUUGUCAGCAUUGAUAAAUUGUUUGAUGAGAGAAGGGGCAGCACAAUUAACGCAGACGGAUCGCUACUGCAGAGGGCUCGAAGCCCUUCGUCGGUUCGCGAGCUCCGAGUGGAUCCUGAGGAAGUGGAACCCUGCUUGCGAGAGUAAUUAAAGCGCUUUGACAACAAAAAAGGAAUAAGCGGGUCAAGAUUUGCAUAAAUUUAAAUUAAUUUGCCUCUUGUUAUGGGCUACAAUGCUACAAUCAAUCCAAAUUUAACAGGGUAGGCAACACAUAGGUCAAUUCAAGUGUGUCUUGUCUAUGCAACUGAGACAAAAGAUGAUCCAAGUGAGAUAUGAAAUUCAAUCAAUUUUGAAUCGAUGAUACAGGUAACCUCCAUCUUAAUAUUAUGGAAAGAAGAGUUUUGCUGUCAAUCAGCGCGGUGAUGACCAAUUUCAAUUUUGCGUAGAGUCCUGAAACAGAAAUGUCGCCGAACGCCUUUUCGAUUGUAUGAUGUCUGCUUUUGCAGCUAAAAAGUUCGUAUCGAAUUUGUAAAUUGCAAGACACAUUAACUGAUCGAGUUAAAUCAAAUAUUAAUGCGUUUCUAAGAUUAGAAAUCGAUAGAGCAACUCUUUAGCUUAAAAGACAACACUCAGAUGCAGAGGAAAAUACUUUCGGCGACUUUUCUGAUAGCGCUCAUCUCUGUUAAUGGUCUCUAAUUUUACGCAACGUGAUGAGAGAAAAAGUGCACACUUGAAUCCAAUUUCAUGUGAAAUACUAAGCUUGAUCUGAACUGAGAUGACAAAACCAACAAUAAUCUAAAAUAGAGAGAUGCUUUUCGAUGUAGA
This is a messenger RNA of Cloeon dipterum, 3440 nucleotides long. RefSeq names its product Organic anion transporting polypeptide 30B (gene Oatp30B). The record is from RefSeq and is a predicted model, not a curated record. Lineage: Eukaryota; Metazoa; Arthropoda; Insecta; Ephemeroptera; Baetidae. Gene Ontology annotation, biological process: sodium-independent organic anion transport; transmembrane transport. Gene Ontology annotation, molecular function: protein binding. Gene Ontology annotation, cellular component: plasma membrane. The transcript is spliced from 14 exons. Bases 255 to 2762 code for a protein of 835 amino acids.